Molecule: messenger RNA, 1796 nt
Organism: Meriones unguiculatus (Mongolian gerbil)
Lineage: Eukaryota; Metazoa; Chordata; Mammalia; Rodentia; Muridae
Gene: Spmap2l
Product: sperm microtubule associated protein 2 like
Exons: 10
Coding region: 52-1365 (437 amino acids)
Source: RefSeq, a predicted model, not a curated record
UCUCCACGCAGCAGACGGCGCCAGGGCGGCUGGCCGGAGCGUCUAGCGGAAAUGGAGGAGAGAUCGUCCUCGCUUGGAUCGUGCGAGUUGACUGAUGAGCACAACACCACGACCAACUCAGACGAUUGCCAGAAGCACCUUGUGCUCACGUUCCUGGAUGUGGAGAACGAGCCUGAGGGGGGAGAGUUAGGGAUCGAGGAGGAAGGACCGGAGGAGAUCGAUGGGUACGAAGUGCCCCAGAUUCAGGAAGCCCCGGGGCCCUCCGCACCCUUCCAGUUCUUCGAGUCCAGCGAAUCCGUCCUGUUCCGCAAGGACAGUGAGCCCGUCCAGCCCCCGAGGGCUAGCGAGCCUGUUCAGCCACCGCCGGUCCACAGGGUUGAAAAAGAAGACUUGCCUCCCAAUGCAGUGCUUACGACCUCUCCAUCUUUGUUGGCCGGCUACCUCCCACGGCUCCGGCUGGGUUCCUUGAGCGGGUUCCCUGCUUCCUGUGACACUGUAAAGAAAUGUUUUUUUUCUAGGAAGAAAACUGAAGAGAUGUCUAGACCGAGAAAGCAGUGGGGAACUCCAGAUAGGAAGCUGUUUUGGGGAAAUCAAGACCCCAUUCGCCCUAUUUCGGAGGCUGCUUUGAAAGCUCAGCUGAGCAGGAGACUUGAGGACCUUGCUCAGCCCAAGCUGGUCUCCCGGCAUUAUGUCCCUAACAGGGCUCAGUAUUACUACAGCUGUGGGAGAGAGUCUGUCAUUUGGGAGAUCCCUCCACGUUUGCAAAGUACCCGGCCUUCUAAAAGGAUCCAGAAGCUGGCAAAACCCAACAAAUUCAAACUAUGGUCUCUGCCAACCUGCGAAAACAUACCAGGGACUUUUCGUUUCGCUGAUCCAUCUCCCCGGAUUCUGCAACUCUCCAAAGCCAAAGGCAUCGAUCCCAACUAUGUCCCUCCAAAGAGCAUUGAAACCAAGAUUUCCUUUUCUACCCUGACUGCUAUUGCAAGUCCAAGGAUUGUGGACCUUGCUCAUCCAAGGAUCAAGAUAGAGGGUCUAUGCUAUGAGAGAGAGAAGAGUGAAUUGCCCAUCCGUCCCAUAGCCCCUGCUGCUCUGCUUGCCAGACCCAGUGACCGAACAACAAUCCUAGCAAAGUCCAAACCUGUUCAUGAAGACUACCUCCCUGCCCGAGAUCCCCGAUGGCCUGUAUCUUAUGCCGCUGCUCACUCUCAGGUGUCUGAUAGAGUCCGGGAACUAGCUCAUCCGCCCACAAGGGCUUCGGUGCAUAUUGUAUAUUACGACCCAGAUGUCUUUAAAGUGAAGCCUGCUGCUUUGAAAGCUCAGUGUUCUCCCAGGGUCAAGGAGCUGGCCGAACCCAUUCUGCGUUAAGGACGAGAGCAAGCCACCGCAGGCACGCAGCAUCCGGGAACACGCAGCAGAUGACUUCAUCCCUGCGCUGCUGUUCGUUUACACCCUGCCAACCCCGUCCCAAACAGGAGACUGCCAGGGAGCACCACCGUGAGCAUCACACAGGCACUGUCCGGUGACCUUGUCUUGACCAAUCUAGGGAACUCCCUCCACCCUACAAUAAAGGAGAAAGCAACGCCUGCCUCAUUAUCCCUCCCUCCUCACACAGGCACCCCCGCGGCCCCCUCGCGCUGCUGUGCCGCGCUGUGGACGCGCUUUGCUCCCCGUUCCCUCCCCCACGGAGACCUCCAAGAAGGUCAUUCUCAGCGUGGCCUUGCCACUCCCCCUCCCCCGCCCCCGCCAUCGCCUGCAGCGUGGAGCUCACAGCCAUGCUCACAGCCCUGCUCACAGCC